Miscanthus lutarioriparius is the source of this 2481-nucleotide messenger RNA. Lineage: Eukaryota; Viridiplantae; Streptophyta; Magnoliopsida; Poales; Poaceae. The record is from the annotation of a GenBank genome assembly.
AUGGGCCAGAGCAAGGCGGAGUUCUUGGAGAAGUUCGGUGGAGACUACGGUUACCCGGACGCGCCCAGGGGCAUCGACGAGCUGCGGGCCGCCGAGUUCAAGCGGCUGGAAGGGAUGGUUUACCUGGACCAUGCUGGUGCGACACUGUACUCAGAGGCACAGAUGGCAGAUGUUGCUAGAGAUCUUAUGUCUAAUGUCUACGGGAAUCCUCAUAGUCAGAAUGAUUCAAGCAUGGCUUCAAGCGACAUUGUUACUUCUGUGCGGCAUCAGGUCCUAAAAUACUUCAAUGCAUCUCCAAGGGACUACAAAUGUAUAUUUACAUCAGGGGCAACAGCAGCUCUGAAACUUGUUGGUGAAUGUUUUCCAUGGAGUAGAGACAGUUGCUAUAUGUACACAAUGGAAAAUCAUAAUAGUGUGCUUGGGAUAAGAGAAUAUGCGCUGAGCAAAGGAGCUACUGUAUCAGCAGUUGAUGUUGAAGAGGUUGUUGAUCCAUCAAAGAAUCAUGAGAGUGAUAGGUUGUUUAAGGUUUCAAAACACUCAAACCAAAGAAGAGGUGACGAUUUGCUUUUGCACAAUUAUCAGAAUGGGAGGCUGACAGCUAUUUCAGGAAACAAUUUAAAUCUAUUUGCAUUCCCUUCAGAGUGCAAUUUCUCAGGACAUAAGUUCAACCUCAGCCUGGUCAAGCUCAUCAAGGAAGGAAAAUUUAUGGAUUUCUCAUCACAACAGCGGGGCCAGUGGAUGGUUCUGAUAGAUGCUGCAAAAGGAUGUACAACUGAACCACCAAACUUAACCCUGUAUCCUGCUGACUUUGUUGUCUGUUCAUUUUACAAGAUAUUCGGCUAUCCAACUGGUCUUGGUGCCUUAAUUGUAAAAAAUGAGGCUGCUAAUUUACUGAACAAGACAUACUUCAGUGGAGGAACGGUAGCUGCUUCAAUUGCUGACAUCGACUUUGUUCAGAAAAGAAAAGGCAUCGAGCAAGUUCUUGAGGAUGGAACAAUCUCAUUCUUGAGCAUAUCUUCUCUUCGAUAUGGCUUUAAGAUAAUUGACAUGCUAACUAUCUCGGCUAUUGCACGGCAUACUGCGUCUCUUGCUACUUAUGUGAGAAAUAAAAUGCUGGAAUUGAAGCAUAGCAAUGAGAAAAAUGUUUGCAUAAUCUAUGGACAAGCUUCUAAGGAGAAUUAUCUGAAAAUGGGUCCUACAAUCACAUUCAAUUUGAAAAGAGAAGAUGGCACCUGGUUUGGAUAUCGUGAGGUGGAGAAGCUUGCCUCAUUGUCAGGAAUUCAUUUGCGUACGGGCUGCUUCUGUAACCCUGGUGCAUGUGCUAAGUAUGUUGGUUUGUCGCACUCAGAUCUAGUUUCCAAUUUUGAGGCUGGGCAUGUUUGUUGGGAUGAUAAUGACGUAAUAAAUGGAAAACCAACUGGUGCUGUGAGGAUAUCAUUUGGCUAUAUGUCCACAUAUGAAGAUGCAGAGGAAUUUCUGAAGUUCCUGCAGUCAUCUUUUGUGUCCAAACCUGUAGGAUUGAAAAAUGGCUACAUGGUGAAUAUGGAUACUCUUAAUUUAGUAGAUGAUUGGUGCCAGCAAGCUAUUUCAGAUAUUCGCUUAAAAUCCAUAACUAUCUAUCCUGUGAAAUCUUGCCAAGGAUUUAGUGUGCAGAGCUGGCCACUGACAACUGGUGGUUUAAAAUACGAUAGAGAAUGGCUUCUCCAAGGAUCAGGUGGUGAAGUUUUGACGCAAAAGAAGGUUCCCGAAUUGAGCUCUAUCUGCACAUUGAUUGACUUGGAGCUUGGGAAACUCUUCUUAGAGUCGCCAAAAUGCAAGGAUAAAUUGCAAAUCUCUCUUCUAGAGAAUCUGACUCAUCUGAGUGCAGAAGUAGAUGUUUAUGGUCAAAGGUAUGAGGUGCAAAGUUAUGGUGACAAGGUAAACUCCUGGUUCAGUGAAGCUAUUGGACGUCCUUGUACCUUUGUGAGAUGCUCAAGUUCCAAGUACCGUUCCUGCACAAUUAACGGCAGGAGAGAUCGCCUCUGUAGGGAUACUCAAAGCAAACUUAGUUUUGUGAAUGAAGGACAGCUGCUUCUUGUUUCUGAAGAUAGUAUAUCUGAUCUCAACAGCCGGUUAAGUUCAAGUAAUGGAAAUGGUAAGCAAGGGGUGUUGGUUGAUGCAAUGAGAUUUCGUCCAAAUAUUGUUGUCUAUGGGUCCACACCAUACAAUGAGGAUAACUGGAAAAGGCUUCACAUAGGGGAUGCCUAUUUCACUGUAAUCCAUGGGGGAUGCAACCGUUGUCAGAUGAUCAACCUAUAUCAGAGCUCAGGGCAGGUGAUCAAGUCAAAGGAACCGCUGGCAACUUUAGCAUCGUAUAGACGAAAACAGGGAAAGAUUUUGUUUGGCGUCCUGUUGAACUAUGAAGACGGCAUGGAGGGAGAAGAUGAUGCCAUUGUAGAGAGAUGGCUCAAAGUGGGGCAAGAGGUGUAUCCUUCUACAUAA